Messenger RNA from Morchella importuna, 477 nucleotides. RefSeq lists its product as uncharacterized. Lineage: Eukaryota; Fungi; Ascomycota; Pezizomycetes; Pezizales; Morchellaceae. The record is from RefSeq and is a predicted model, not a curated record. The coding region runs from base 1 to 477 and encodes 158 amino acids. The transcript has a single exon.
AUGCACACGCAGUCGCCCAGCAACCACCCCAAGCCCGUCGUCCUCCAGCUCGCCAAGACCUACAACAUCCCCGAGUCCACCCUGCGGCGGCACAUCAAGACGCCCGGCCACCGAAGCACCGCCGAGGCAAACAGGCAGAAGCAGCUGUUCACACCCGAGGAGGAGCAAUCGCUUGUGGCGCGCGCGCUCCAGGGGCCAGGCGUGGACAGGAGUAAGUGCUAUGAGCUGGCGCAUGAGAUAUUGCACAAGAGGGAGCCGGGGAAGAAGGUGGGCAAGGACUGGUUUUACAGGUUCUUGAAGAGGCAUCCAGAGUGUGGGUAUAGUAGUGGGAGGGAUGGGGAUGCUGCGGCGGCAAGGAAGAGGGCAGGGAGGCCGAGGAAGAAGAAGGGGGAGGAUGUGACGGCCGUGGCAGCUGCUACUGCUGCUACUGCACCUCUCAUGGCGACAGCAGCGUCGGCUGAGAAGAUGCCGGAAUAA